AUGUACGCCAAUCAUGUUUCAGGUGUAGAGCAACAGUUACAACAUCAGCAAACGAUCACCAUCAGAAAAUACGUUGGUGCCUCAAGUACAGGAGGUAGCAGUGCAGGUGGCGGUGGCGGCAUCGGCGUCGGUGGUGACACAGAAAGCACUCUCUCCAAUGUUACAUCAAUUCACUCACAAUUGCAAUCUUUCAACGAACAAUGUGAUGACGCACAACAAUUUUACAAUAGCAGUAAAAUAAAUCACCAACAACAGCAGCUGCACCAGCAGCAGUUGCAUCAACCAGGUGGUAGUGAUAAAAUCAUACGACCACAAGUAUUACGUGCAAUGAAUAAACACUCAGUACUACUACAAGAGCUACAUCAACGACAACAGACGCAAGCUGCAACAAGCAGAAGUACAACGCAAGCCACGGCAGCAGCAGCAGCUACUAACUUGCAACACUUGGUUGCAACCGGUUGUACAGCACCAUUGACUAUAACUACAAAUACAGUGACAGCAAAUAUUGGCGCUGUUGGUGCUGGCGCAGCAUCCGUUUCUGCCGCCGCAUCAGCUGUGGUAUCGCCUAAUAAAGUGACCGCUAACGCCACCGCCACUGGCAAGACUGCAACCAUACUUGUUUCGAAAUCAAAAACUAAAACUGGUUUACCGCUACUACUAAAAAACUCGAUUAACAAUUAACAACAAUUGGCGACAUUUUGUGAAAACACAAACCAAAAUUUGUAGCUUAAUCUUAACAAGAAAAGAAUUUUUCCAAUCGUAUUGAAUUGUGGCGAGACAGAUGCUGAAAUGACGUAAAUCAACGACCGAUAAACCUGUGCCCAGUAUUUAAGAAUUUAUAUCCAUACAACAAACAUACAUCAUCAUUAUAUAUACACACACGUACGUACAUACAUUACAUAUUUGCAUUUUUAUAUGUAUACUUUACAUGUUUAUUUUCGUUGUGCAAUAUUUCUUAAGUACAUAUUUUCUAUGUUUAUGUCUAACGAAUGGUGUGCGAGAACAUAACCAAACGCGCAAAUGUAGUAAAAUUUUAAGUAUAUACUUUUAAGCAACGAUUUAAAUGUGUAUAUAUAGGCUGCCUGCUGGUUGAGACCGUUAACUAAACGCUUCAAUUUGGCUAAUAUUUUCCUUAAAAAUUUAAUACGGCGUCAAAUAUAAGCCCAGUAAAUAUUUUAAUAUACUCAUUACAUUUGAAAAAAAAGCGUUAACGCAGAUAUAACAAUUCAUUUAUUUUGAGUCACAUUUAAGUAAUUAGUAGUUAAAUGGAAGAGUAUUGCAAAAGAAAGGCAGCUAUGCAAAUAAGUGUUUACAAAUUCAUGAAUUUUCAAUACAACUCAUUUGGACUUGCAAUAAGUAGCAAAAUGCAGCUUGUUUACUAUACACAAUUUUGAAUUUUGUGUUUUGUUAAAAACUGCAAUUUAACAGCUUAAACGCAUAGUUGACGUGGGUAAAAUUAACGAAUUAUCUAUACGUAUGUAUAUCGAAUACUACGAAUACUCUUAAAAAUUUUUACGUUUACAUCAUAUAACAUAACUGUAUUAGUUGAAAAAAUAUUCAUUAUGCAUAUGCAACUAGUAAGAAAUUUUCCAAAAAAAAAAAACAAACCGAAAAAUCACAAACAAGCAUUGUAGUAAACGCAAAGGUUAGUAAAAAAAAUGUAAAAUGAAACAAAAUAAAAUAAAAUUAUUAAAUUUAAACUAUUUGUAUUGUAUAUGAGUGUAACUAUUGUAACUGUAUUUGUUAAGUUUUAAUUUAUUCGUAAUUUACUUGUAUACCUAUGAUAAUUCAAUGACUUCGGCCAUGAAAAUUUGUGCGAAAUGCACUGAAAAUGAGAUGAAAGUUGAUGCUCACAACGCAGCUAAAAUUUAAUUGGAAAAAAAUAUAGUUGCCGUACUUUUUGUAUAAUUACAUACUAGAAAUGUUUGAAAAGUAUAUAGUGUGGGAGAAAAAUUUAUAAAAAAGAAA
This is a messenger RNA of Rhagoletis zephyria (snowberry fruit fly), 1968 nucleotides long. RefSeq lists its product as uncharacterized. The record is from RefSeq and is a predicted model, not a curated record. NCBI's taxonomy places the organism in Eukaryota, Metazoa, Arthropoda, Insecta, Diptera, Tephritidae.